GAGGUCCAAGUGAGAGGAGAAAUCCAAGUGAGAGGAGAAAUCCAAGUGAGAGGAGAUAUACAGCCAUCUUGGUGAAGCCGAAACGUAAUUGGUCAUCACAAAUCUUUCAAGUUACCCAGAGAGAGAGAUUGAGAGCAGAAUGAAGAUUCUAAUUAUCCUCGUCAUCUGCGGACUGAUAGACGUUACAAGAUCCAGCGAAUGCAUUGUGAGCCCAAACAACAUCAACCUGGCUCUUUUUGGGAGGGUCUGCCAGAGCUCUACCUUCGCCAGCGUCCCGCGCUGUGGGGCAGAUCGGGGGGUGGACGGCAUUUCUGAGACAGACAAUAAAAUAUCCCCCUGCGUCAUCACGAAACUGGAGUCGCAGCCCUGGUUUACGCUGGACAUGGAAGAGGGCUACUUGGUUGGUUUAGUGAGAAUCGUGCUAAGAACGGACGAUUGCUGGGAUUGCAUGAACGGUGUCCAGCUUCAAAUUGGCGAUUCUCCAGACCGCGACAACCCAGUAUGUGCCACCAUCACCGAGGUCUCGCGGGAAAAGCCCCUCCUGACGUUCUUCUGCAACGGGAUGCAGGGACGCUACGUGACGCUCAUCCACGCCGGCCACUCGGGGAUCAUAUCCUUCUGCGAGAUCAAGGUGUAUCAGCAUUUACCAGGAGAGCAGUUGUCUCAGGGAAUACCAGUCCAAGAGAGUUAAAGGGCAACUCCAACGCAACUGCUUUAUAAGCUUACCUAAAAUCAAACUUCUAAUGUUUUUUGGAUGGAGGGGGUGCAAGAUCCCCCAUCACUGUUUGCACCCCCUUUGGGGAAAUUCGCCUUCUAUUUGGAUCCAAACUUUGAGAAAAUCCAAAAUUUGACACCAGGACAGGAAUAAAGGGGUGGACAUUUGUUCCUAAAAGGAGAUUUAUCUCACUUCCUGUUGUGCCUACAGGACAGGAAGUGAAGGGAAAUUUCUCCUAUAAGUCACAUGGGGUAGUGCAUUUCCUACUCCAUCCAAAAUUAAAAUAAAAGUUUUGGCUUUAGAUUCACUUUAUAAUCUCUAUAAUCUGCAAAA
Molecule: messenger RNA, 1048 nt
Organism: Rana temporaria (common frog)
Lineage: Eukaryota; Metazoa; Chordata; Amphibia; Anura; Ranidae
Product: pentraxin fusion protein-like
Exons: 5
Coding region: 140-691 (183 amino acids)
Source: RefSeq, a predicted model, not a curated record